Molecule: messenger RNA, 3268 nt
Organism: Rubroshorea leprosula
Lineage: Eukaryota; Viridiplantae; Streptophyta; Magnoliopsida; Malvales; Dipterocarpaceae
Source: the annotation of a GenBank genome assembly
CUUGACUCUGUGCAUAAAAAAUUAAUCUUUAAAGCUCAAGCUCGAAAACCCUUCUGAGUCUUGGUCUUCCUCUUCAGAGAAAGGUGCUUUCUUGAUGAAAAUGGUAGCAGGUGAAAAGCAGGGGAAAGCCAUGUUGGAGGACGGUGCUCCUACAACUCAAGGAGCCCCAGAUGGAAGAACCCUAAAAGAAGCUUCCAGAAGCUCUGGUUUGUCUGGUGCAGUGGAAAAAUGCAGGGAAUAUAGGUUUAGGGUUGUUAUAGAUGGGCAGGAAUUUGUUGGUGGAGACACAGGGGACCUUGAGGAUUCCGAGCUAAAUGGGGUGUCUUCGUUGUUGAAAAUGAAAGGAAUGCUUAGAGAAGACCAUGUUAAUGGUGUGGGUGAGAUCUCCAAGCCUUUUGACUCCCUGUUGGGUGUUGUUGAAAAGGAAAAAGAAAUGGAAAUUAAGAAUGGUUUAUCUAGUGAUAUUUACAGCCGUGAUGGUGUUCCCAUUGUGGUGGACGUUUCUGGUGAGACGGAGAAAAUUAAUGGGAAAGAAGAAAUGGAUUUUGGUGAGAAGAUGGACAAUGGUGAUGCUAUUGAUGGAAUGGAGGAAGAAGAUGAUGAUGAUGGUAAUCGGGAAUGUGAAUUUUCUGUUGGUGAUUUUGUGUGGGGUAAAAUUAGGAAUCAUCCAUGGUGGCCAGGACAGAUAUAUGAUCCAUCUGAUGCGUCAGAGCAUGCAGCAGAGGUGAGACAAAGUGGCAGACUCCUUGUGGCAUAUUUUGGUGAUGGUUCAUUUGCUUGGUGCCACCCAUCUCAGCUGAAGCCCUUUGAAGCAAAUUUUGUGGAGAUGUCGAAGGUGAGUAACUCCAAGAAUUUUUUAAAUGCUGUCCAGAAGGCAGUUGAUGACAUUGGCAGACUUGUGGAGAUGAAGAUGACUUGCUCUUGUGUUCCGAAACAGAAUUCUAGUGAGUUUGACAGGCCGCCUGCAGCUAAUGCUGGGAUAAAGAAAGGUGUUCUAGUGCCUGAUGGAGGGAUUGGAAAGCUUUUAAUUGGCCCUUUUGAACCUAACAAAAUUCUUGGUAAACUAAAAUAUAUUGCACAGGUUAUCUCUAUCGGUUGCAGUUCACUGGACUCCAUGAUGUUGAAGGGCUGGCUUUCUGCAUUUUAUCUUGCACAAGGGUUUAACCAGUUGCCCAUGUACAAAGAACCCCAAGCUAUUUCAGGCCUUGAAGACAAUGCUGGCACUCUGGUAGUGGAUAUAAGUGAUUAUAACAAUGCUAUGAAUGUCUCAAUCCAAGGGCCUGUUCAAGCAGAUUGGCUUUCUUCUCAAGCAGGUCCUAAAUUUGGCCAAAUUGGUGAAUCUUUGCUGAACUGCCCAGAUGUUUCAGAUGAUAGGGUCUGUCGGGGGAAACAGAAAAGCAUAGCUGAAAUUUUGGAAGCGGAUGUCAAUGCUCAUGCCAAAAAUGGGGGCAUGGUAAAAGAGGGAACAAAUUUAGGUAAAUCAGCAACAUUAUCUAGGAGGAAGAGGAAAGGUGGAGAUGAAGUCAAUGCUGAUGGUGGAAGUAAUUCAACUUCCGUACCAAGGAAUAAGAAGGGAAACAAACUUUUAAGUUCCUUUGAUGUUGAAAAGAGCAAAGUAGGCAGUCUUGAAACUGAUGGCUUUGAUGCCAAGGAAGAAACUGAUGGGGCUCAUUCUUUGAGGGGAAGGAAGAAGAAGAGUAAAGGUUCCAGCAUGAACAAUGAUGAUGGUGGGGGUGAAGAAAAUGGCGGUUUGAGUGUGGGACGUGGUGAUCCUGAAACUGAGGAGCUGGUUGAGAAGGGUCCUUUAUCAAGAGAGAGGAAGAAGAGCAAGUACUUAUCACCUCCCUAUACAAGUCCUGAUAUGAGGGGAAGAAAUAUUGACCUGGAAUCCUUGAAGGUUUCGCAAGAGGUGCAGUUAGGGGAGCGGAUGGCGGGAGCAUCUGACAACCUUGGUUCCCCUCCAAUGGUGAAUGGUAGCAGUGAAGCAAUUCAGAAGGUGCUCUCUGAAGAACCUGAUCAACAGCAUGAUAAAUCUGAUGAUGCAACUCAAACACUAAAACAAAUUCAGGAUAGGUUGAUUGAUGUGGAGAAAGUUAACGCACCUACGAGUGAAGUGCUAACUGAAGUUCGUUCUGCAGCUCUAAGUCCACAAUAUCCAAAAGAAAGCAACUCUUUCGAAGUUGCUUGGGGAUUUUUGUUGCUAUUCAGAAGUUCAGUUUACCACAAUGGUUCCAACAACAAAAUGUACAAGCAGAGUCAAUCUCAUAGAAAGAGAAAACCAGCAGACUUUGAGCCACCAUUUUCAGUAAAGGGCCAAAAUCAGAUUGCUCAUCGUUCCUCUGAACAAGCAGAGGUGAAAGCUCAUGAGCCUAAAAGUAAGCGAGUGAUGAGGGCAGCAUAUGAGGGAAGAAAAGAGGAAGCCAUGCCAAAAAAGCCUAAAAUUGUGGAAAGGGGACCUGAUACGAAGACAAAUGAUGAGGUUACCAGUGAAAAAGGUUCACCUAAUGCCCUCUUUGUGACAUUUGGUCCAGGAUCUUCUCUGCCUUCAAAGGAUGAUCUUAUCAAAAUAUACAGCAAGUAUGGGGCUCUGAACACAGAGUUGACAGGAAUGUUCUAUGCUAAUUUCUGUGCUCGGGUUGUCUUUGCAAAAAGCUCUGAUGCAGAAGCAGCUUUCAACAGCUCACGAAGCUUCAGUCCCUUCAGAUUUGCCACUGCCAGUUUCGAGCUUCGCCACCUGUCAAGUGCAUCUAGACCUUCUGAACGCCGGCAGGGAACUAAAGCAAAACGUCCUGGAACCAAGGAGUCAGCGAAGACAACAGAGAAGGCACCUACUUCUCAAGCAUCUCUUGAUGAGGGAUCCCAACUUAACUACAUCAUAGAUAAACUGAAGAUGCUGAUUUCAAUGCUGGAAACAUCAAAUGAGAAGAUGUCCCCGGGAAUUAAAUCCAGAUUACAGGGUGAGAUAAAAGACCUCUUGGAGAAAGUAAGCACCAUGGCUGAAUCUUCAUCCUAAUUGUGGAUAUAGCAACUACACAGGGCCUCUGGAGUUCAUGAGUCUACACGGGAACAUUCUUUGUUUCUCGCUCUCCCGUGGGGGAGUGGGGUAGGGGUAUAUGUCAUAUGGACAAGUUGCUUUUCUUUUAGUCUAGUUGUUAAAAAUAACAGCACAUGUUUGGUUAGCACAGUCUUUAUCAGCUACUCAGUAUAACAUACGGCGACAGUAAUUCUUGGAGUAUGUUUUUAUUUUGAAUAGAAAUCAAGUUCCUUU